AUGGAAGUUAAAAACUUCAUUACUGAUUGCAAGAAUACUGAAAUAAUGGUGAGUCAGAUAUACAAGGAUAAGGAAACUCUUGUUUCAGUAAUGGCUAGACACGCAAUAGCGAAUGGAUUCAACACAAAAACGAAACGAUCCGACAAAAAAGGAUAUGAUUUCAAUUGGAGUUAUCUUUAUUGUGUUUAUGAUUCAGGACGGAGGUACAUUGUAGAUAUUGAGUGUGGCACGUGCAAUUGUGGCCGAUAUCAAAUUGAUGAAAUACCUUGUCCACAUAGAAUUGCCGCAUUAAAAAGUAAAAAUGUGGAUGUAAAGGAUUAUGGUCGCUAUUUCUCUGAAUUGUAUAGGCCACAAACCAUAGUGAAGACAUAUGAACUCCCGGUAGUUUCAAUGCCAUACAAAAAGGAUUGGAAUGUUUCAUGUUUUGUUGAUGAUGAAGAAGUUUUGCCACCCAAAUAUCGAAGACCUCCUGGUAGGUCAAAAAAAGGAAGGCAUCUGAAAUCAAGUGAAUCAUUGUCUUCAAAUUCAAACCGCUGCGGUAAAUGCGGAAGAGCCGGUCACAAUCCUAGGACUUGUGGUUUCUUUCCAAAGGAAUCAUGA
Capsicum annuum is the source of this 600-nucleotide messenger RNA. RefSeq lists its product as uncharacterized. The coding region runs from base 1 to 600 and encodes 199 amino acids. NCBI's taxonomy places the organism in Eukaryota, Viridiplantae, Streptophyta, Magnoliopsida, Solanales, Solanaceae. The transcript has 2 exons. Gene Ontology annotation, molecular function: nucleic acid binding; zinc ion binding. The record is from RefSeq and is a predicted model, not a curated record.